UUGUUGAUAAUCUUAAAGUUUAUAAAGUUAAAACUAUUGGGGAUGCUUAUAUGGUUGUUUCUGGUUUGCCUGAAAGGAGAGAUGAUCAUGUUUCUCAAAUUGCACAAAUGUCUCUUGCUUUAUCACAUAAAGUCAAAAAUUUUACAAUAAGGCAUAGACCCAAUGAACAAUUAAAAUUAAGAAUUGGAAUUCAUUCAGGCAAAAGAUUAAUUUACAAAUUAUUUUUCCCUCUUUUUUAG
Messenger RNA from Meloidogyne enterolobii, 239 nucleotides. Lineage: Eukaryota; Metazoa; Nematoda; Chromadorea; Rhabditida; Meloidogynidae. The record is from the annotation of a GenBank genome assembly.